Molecule: messenger RNA, 1677 nt
Organism: Triplophysa rosa
Lineage: Eukaryota; Metazoa; Chordata; Actinopteri; Cypriniformes; Nemacheilidae
Exons: 5
Coding region: 1-927 (308 amino acids)
Source: RefSeq, a predicted model, not a curated record
AUGACUAGGCCAAACAGGAAGUUUUUUUCGGACACAAGUGAAGAGUCUGACAGCUUUAUUGAGGACGAUCAACCACCCACACCCACACCCACACCCCCACACCAACUCAACAAUAUAACCAUCCGAACAGUCACCACCAACAGACCUGCCAGCCAGAUAGCCACCGCUAUCAGAUCUGCCCAGAAAGUCGCAGCUGCAGGACCAGCCAAUCCCCGAGCAGCCAAUACUAGACAUCCUGCCCAAAGAGUUGCAGACACCCAUCCUGCUGCACAGAGUGUCAACACCACAAGAUCUCCUGCCAAUAGAUUUAAAGACACCAGAUUUGGCGCCCAGAUGAACCCAGUGAAUGUCACAGGAUCUGCCCAGGAGGUCACUGCAACUGUACCUGCAAACCAGAGUAUCACCACCAGUGAUUAUGCCAUGUUCAUAAAACUCUUAACUCUCCUUGAGGAGGUAAAGAAAACUCAACGAGUGCACAGCAACAUGUUGAAUGCUUUGCUCAAGCAACGUGACCAUGGACCAUUGCAAGAGGUUACUGAUGAUGUUGUCUUCCCAUUGAGAACAAUGGAAGAUGUGGAAGCUAUGAAUGAAAAGCUGGAUGACUCAGGAUUAAUGUCAAGUGUUGGUGCAAUGGUUGCAGAUGUUGGUGGUUCUUCAUUGGAUGAUGCUACAAGAAGGAUGAUGAGAUUCCUGAUUUCAAAUGAUGUAGCUAUUGAGUACAAUCUAUUUGGUCGCCAUGGCAAGAGGAGAUUUAAAGAUUUGCGCCUUUUCAAGGUCAUAUAUGGUGGACUGAAAAAAAAUGCCCUAACCAAAAACACCAACCAAAAAGAGGCAGAGAAGUCACUAUCCAAGUGGUUCACUGGCGCACGAGACAGGGGUGGAAAAAGAGCCCUGAGGGCACAAAACACCAGACUGCCAGCAGUUUAAGUAUUUUGUGAGGUGUGGACUGAAAUCACUGGAGCACGAGACGGGUGGAAAAAGAGCACAUUUGGGCACAAAACAGUUCAACAUAUUUUUUCGUCAGUUGUGUUCAAAGUAACCCUUUCUCUUUUUUCAUGAAUUUAACAUUAAAGACUCGUUUGUUUUUAUAGUUGAGGUAAAUAUUCUUUGUUAAGGAUCAGAAGGUUAUAAUAAAUUUGAUAUUGAACAUCCAUGUGUUUUUUAAAAAUGCACCUAUUAUGUUUAUGAUGUACAGGCAAAUAUAAAGUAGUAGAUUAUUCAUUUUGAAGACUAACAUUUAACAAAGCAAUAUCCACAUGCUGCAGUUAUCAUUUAAUCAGUAAAAAUUGCAUUGUACUUGGUAGAGCAUAAGAAUGGUAAAGGUAAAUUAGAAUUUAGCAAUAACACAAAUUGUACUGCCAGGUGGAAAAACAUAAUCUAGAACCACUCAAGUAUACACUAUGCAGGGCUCAUCCAUAAAAAAUAUACAGGGCCUUGGUUUAAUCCACAUAGGCUUAAUAAAGUGGGACCAAUAUGGGCCUUAUGCAUGUUGCCCACUUGGGUCCCACAUGGGUCCCACUCAGAUUCUAUGUAGGACUCAUAUGGGCUAAUUCACAUAGGGCCGACAUGGAACCCAUGGACAAACCCACUUGGGGCCCAUGCCGCAAGCCCAUAUGGGGCCUACAUUGGCCCCACAAAAAAAUGUUGGCUGGGUUCUGUGGUGAGACAAGAAUAUUG